This is a messenger RNA of Lactuca sativa (garden lettuce), 2067 nucleotides long. RefSeq names its product zinc finger BED domain-containing protein RICESLEEPER 2. Gene Ontology annotation, molecular function: DNA binding; protein dimerization activity. Lineage: Eukaryota; Viridiplantae; Streptophyta; Magnoliopsida; Asterales; Asteraceae. The record is from RefSeq and is a predicted model, not a curated record.
AUGGAUGAUGGAGGGUCUACAACAAACCUGUUAAGUCCAAUAAAAGAUAUGGGGGCCGAAACAGGUGUUGGGAUUGAUAAUUUGUCAUCACAAUUAGUACAUGGUAUGGAUCACACAACUACUCCAAAUGAAGAUACGACAAGUCAUAUUCCUAAUGAAAAUGAAAGUGUGACAGAAAAAAAUAACGAAGCUGGUGAAGAUGAAGUACAAUUAACGAGAAAACGAAAAAAAACAUCAAAAGUAUGGGAUGACUUUGUUGUAGUUACACUCCGAGAUGGUGCGAAAAAAGCCGAGUGCACUCACUGUAAGUCGAGGUUGGCUCCUAGUGGGUGUGAUGUGGAUUUUGUGCCACCAUUGAUCGGACCGGAUACAAAAUAUGAUGAAAACAAGAUGAGGGAGGCCAUAGCUAAUUGGAUACUAAGUACUGAGCAACCAUUUGCUACUAUGGAAGAUGUCAUGUUUGUGAAAAUGAUGAAGACAACUACUCCAUUGUUUGAGAAAGUAAGCAGAGUUACAAUUACAUCAGACUGUUUUAAGGUAUACGAGCAUGAGAAGAAAAAGUUGAAAGCCCUUACAAAAGCUGCCUCUAAAAUCAGUUUAACAACUGAUUGUUGGAAGUCUUCGCAUCAGAAAGUUGAGUAUAUGGUUAUUACUGCACACUUUGUAGAUCAUAAUUGGAGAUUACAGAAACGUGUAUUAAGUUUUGUACAUGUUCCUCCUCCUCGUACUGCGGUUGAUAUUGCUGAUGGUAUUUACAAGUGUUUGCAAGAGUGGGAAAUUAAAGAUAAGAUUUUCACCAUCUCAGUUGACAACGCAGCUUAUAAUGACAAAGCUUUAAGAAGAUUGAAAGAAACUUUUUCGCGUGUAAAAAAACUUUCAUGUGGUGGUAGAUUAUUUCAUAUACGGUGUUGUGCACAUAUAUUGAAUCUUCUAGUGAAAGAUGGUCUUGCAAUAAUUGAUCAUAUCAUCGGUGAUGUUCGUGAGGGUAUAAAGUAUAUUAACAAUUCGGAGGGUAGACGUCUAAAUUUUUCAAAGGCUGCACAUCAAAUGCAAAUACGUGAUCGGAAGUUAAUGCUUGAUGUUCCAACACGAUGGAAUUCAACCUAUGAUAUGUUGUGCAUGGCUCUAAAGUUCAAAGAUGCUUUCCCAAGGUAUGCAGAGUAUGAACCACAUUUUCAUCACUUGCCAACUGACGAAGAUUGGGAAAAUGUUCAAAGUGUAUGUGAAAUUUUGAAGGUUUUUAAGGUGUGCACGAAUAUCAUCUCAGGCAGUGAUUAUCCUACUGCUAAUUUAUAUCUAAUUGAAGUGUUUAGAGUGAAGCAAACUCUUGAUAAAGGCUCAUUAUCUGCAAAUGAUUUUAUUCGUGAUAUGGUGAAGAAAAUGAAGGAAAAGUUUGACAAGUAUUGGGGUGAGUGCCACCUUGUAAUGGCAAUAGCUUCUGUGUUAGAUCCACGGUUCAAGAUGAAGUUGGUUGAGUUUUGUUUUCCAACACUUUAUCAAAAUUCAGACGAGAACAUUAAAGAAGUGAAGAAUGCACUUUAUGAAAUGUAUUCAGAGUAUUUAGAGAUGCAUGAUACAUUAGUUAGGGAAUCUGCAGCACAUGGAAGCGAACAUGAAAGAAAUGUUUUAAGGUUGAAUGAAGGUACAUCACUUGGAUCUGAAUGGGAGGCGUUUGGAGAGUUCAUAAAGGCUGUAGAUUUGGAGAGACCAGAAAAGUCAGAGCUUGAUAUGUAUUUAGAAGAAGGUGUUUAUAGGGAGAAAGGACAAACAGGAACGGAAUCAUUUAAUGCUUUAGAGUGGUGGAAUGUGCACAAGUUAAAGUAUCGUGUUUUGUCAUUGAUGGCUAGAGAUGUACUUCCAAUCCCGAUUUCUACUGUUGCAUCUAAAGCAACUUUUAGUGCCGGGGGUAGAGUUAUUGAUCCAUAUCGAGCUUCAUUGGGGUCCGACACAGUACAAAUGUUGAUUUGCGGAGGAGAUUGGAUUAGGCAAGUUCAUGGAGUCAAGAAAAAAUUAAAGAAGGAGGAGUUUCCUAUUGAGGUUUUACUGCCUGAGGUGAACACAAAGUAA